AUGGUGGUAAGUGGGCUUGUUUUUGGAAUUUUUAAGUGUCUUACUGUUUUCUUGAUCUUAUGUUUUAAAAAAUUGAGAUUUGUUGGUCAUAAAGUCCCUAGAAUUUCAUUUACUUUAAAAUUUUGCUAACAUUUGGCCGAUUUUACCUUAUAACCUAUGUUUAGUUGCCACUGUCCCUCCUGAAAACGGCCCAAAACCAGCCAAUGUUGAUUGAACUGAAGAAUGGUGAAACCUACAACGGAAUCUUGAUCGCUUGUGAUUCCUGGAUGAAUGUCCAUCUGAAGGAUGCGAUUUGCACAUCAAAGGACGGUGAUCGAUUCUUGAAGAUUCCGGAAGUCUACGUUCGUGGAGCUACAAUCAAAUACUUGAGAAUACCUGAGACGGUAAGGGUUUGGAGGUUAAAUUUUAAACUUAAAAAUAAAAAAAAUUUUUUUGAAAUUUUAAAAUUUUGCAAAAAUUUUAAAUGUUUUUUGAAAUUUUUAUUGUUUUUACUUUUAUCAUGAGUCGUACUACCGCUACCUAUAUCCCUACCCUUAUUUCUACUCUUACCUUUACUCCUACCCCGCAAUACGCCUACUUUUACGCCUACUCCUACCCUCUACCUCAUAUUCCCUACCCUCUAGCUCCUACCUCCUUUUGCUUUGUCCUACUAUAAUGUCAUGCUAUUAUAUAUUCGUGACUUACCUCUAGGUCACACAUUGAAUUUUUGAAAUUUUAGACGAAAAGUUUUUAAAAUCAAUUAAAAUAUUGUUGUAGGUAGUAGAUCUAGUAAAAGACGAAGUAAAGGAAGUGCGUCGUCAACAGAACCAAAACCGAAUCGCCAAAAAGAACUUUAACAACAAGUACGGUAACAAUCGGCCAGGCGGCGGUCCAAACAAUCAACAACGACCAGGAGGACCUAACCAGCAACGCAAUCAACGACCACCUCAGAAGCGGAAGUAG
Bursaphelenchus okinawaensis is the source of this 942-nucleotide messenger RNA. The record is from the annotation of a GenBank genome assembly. NCBI's taxonomy places the organism in Eukaryota, Metazoa, Nematoda, Chromadorea, Rhabditida, Aphelenchoididae.